AUGUGGAGAACGCUGUGUCACAGGGUCAUUUCAGAGCACACAGCCCGAUCAUUUGACGUGAUCCUGCUCCGGUGGUUGGUGUUACCUUCCAAUGCCAGAACUAUAAGGUUUUUUGAGCAAGAUCCGGAUCCGCGUAGUUCAAUACCAUCCAUCCUUCUAGAACAGCAUGUCGACUUCGACUUUGCGACGAGGAACCGCGUGUCUACCCUGUCGCGAUGCAACGGUAUCCGACCCAUUUGCGACCAGUGCUCGCGACUUGGCCUGGCCGAUGAAUGCGAGUACACUGAUCCGCCCCGACUAACCCAUACGCAGGCGCUCGAACAAGAGAUUGUGAGCCUUCGUGCUCGGAUACGCGAACUCGAGAGCCGAGACGACCCGGAGGCCGCCGAGGGAACCAUUCCGCUAGCGGAUCCUUACGCUGCCUCGAGAAACCCGUCUCCGUCUGUUGGCUUCGUCAGCGUAUCGCGCGACCUUUCUCCGUCAAUUGGCUACGUCGACGGCUCUCGCAACCCAUCACCUUCAAUCGGCUUCAACGGUAGCUCCCCAAACUCCGCACCGAAGGUACCCGAGCUCGACUGGAGCGAUAUUACGCUGGGCAUGGCCUACCUCCAGACCAGGAGCUCUCCAGCGCCGAAAAUCGAAUUGGAGCACGGUUUACUCCCUUCCGAAAGUAUUCGGCAAUCCGAAUUUGGGUUUUUCGUCGACAUCUGCCAAGAGCUCGACGUAUCGACGUACGACCCAACUCAUCCAUCAAAGGCUAUGCUUUCCACCAUUGUCGUGCUAUGGGCUGUGCAUAUGACCUACCCUGACGAGCCGCUCACCCAAGAGCCCGCUUUGCUCCGACGCGCUAAGCAGCAGCUUUCUAAUCUCGCCCAUCGGAUCACUCCUGACAGCCUGCUCUACAUUCUCCAGGCGGAGCUCUGUCUCGCCUACUACUUUAUACGCAACGCACGAUGGUUCGAGGCGCGAUACCACUCCAACGCUGCCAUUUCCUUAGUCGUCGACUUGAACCUACAUCGAGGACGCUCAAUGUCACCGUAUACGUCUACCCCUGUGUUAUCGUGUCCCGUAGAAACAUAUCGGGAGCUGUCAACGCACUUGGACCAGCAGAUCUGCACCAGAGCUUUUUUGAACGCUUGUCUGCUUGAUAGCUCCCUGUCGUACAUGUUGAGCAUACCGUCGCUUUUGCCUUCAGGAGACACGAGUUGGCUCAUCUCCGAUACGCCGCAAGUCGAUAUCCUCGGGAACCUUGGGUUUAUCACUCAAUCAUCCGUCGUCAUGUGCCAAGUCGCAACAAUCGCGCGAGCCUACAACCACUUGGGAAACCUCGACUCCCAACCAGUCUCCGUUCGAUAUUUAAAGACGAUCAUCAAGUCUUACCUUGCCGUCGCUGAGUCCAUGAAGCUCAGCUUACUGACGUUGCGAGAAUACAUCACCAUCGCAUCCCUGUUGCACAUCGCCAACAUACAGCUCCACCUGCUGACUCAUGACCCCGCCUCUUACGCCGAAGCGGCCGCCUCAGUUCUGGCAGUUGCUAACAUUAUCAACGGUAUCGACAUGGUCUUGUUGCAGCCUUUAAACCCCUGUCUUGAGAAUCUCUGGAGCCAUACCGGGCGCGUCCUCGUUAACGAGAUGUUCCGGACGGAAGAUGUAUUCUUUAAGCGUCAAUUGGAACAGACGGUUAUCGUCUUCGCAUCGGCGGUGAAGACUGCCGAAAGCGCCUAUCCCGUUAAAAAUAGUCCUUAA
Coniophora puteana RWD-64-598 SS2 is the source of this 1746-nucleotide messenger RNA. RefSeq lists its product as uncharacterized. Bases 1 to 1746 code for a protein of 581 amino acids. NCBI's taxonomy places the organism in Eukaryota, Fungi, Basidiomycota, Agaricomycetes, Boletales, Coniophoraceae. The transcript is spliced from 8 exons. The record is from RefSeq and is a predicted model, not a curated record. Gene Ontology annotation, biological process: DNA-templated transcription; regulation of DNA-templated transcription. Gene Ontology annotation, molecular function: DNA-binding transcription factor activity, RNA polymerase II-specific; DNA binding; zinc ion binding. Gene Ontology annotation, cellular component: nucleus.